Molecule: messenger RNA, 553 nt
Organism: Suncus etruscus (white-toothed pygmy shrew)
Lineage: Eukaryota; Metazoa; Chordata; Mammalia; Eulipotyphla; Soricidae
Gene: MPV17
Product: mitochondrial inner membrane protein MPV17
Exons: 7
Coding region: 28-525 (165 amino acids)
Cellular component (GO): membrane; cytoplasm
Source: RefSeq, a predicted model, not a curated record
CGGGGAAAGGGCGCGCGCCCAGGAAGCAUGGCGCUCUGGCGGGCCUACCAGAGGGCCCUGACUGCUCACCCGUGGAAAGUGCAGCUGCUGACAGCCGGAUCCCUGAUGGGCUUGGGGGAUGUGAUCUCUCAGCAGCUGGUGGAGCGCCGAGGCCUACGGGAGCACCAGGCGGCUCGAACCCUGACCAUGGUUUCUCUGGGCUGUGGCUUUGUUGGCCCAGUGAUUGGAGGCUGGUAUCGAGUUCUGGACCGGCUCGUCCCCGGCACCACCAAGGUGGACGCACUCAAGAAGAUGCUGCUGGAUCAGGGCUGCUUCGCACCUUGCUUCCUGGGUUGUUUCCUGCCCCUGGUUGGGGCGUUCAAUGGGCUGUCAGCACAGGCUAACUGGGACAAGCUUCGGAGGCUCUGGCCUGCUGUGCAGUUGGCCAACUUCUACCUGGUGCCCCUCCAUUACAGGCUGGCUGUUGUGCAGUGUGUGGCUGUGAUCUGGAACUCCUACCUGUCCUGGAAGGCUCAUCGGCUCUAGGCUGUAGGACUUGCAUUGUCCCUAGCAC